This is a messenger RNA of Lolium rigidum, 2257 nucleotides long. Its product is annotated as two-component response regulator ORR21-like. The record is from RefSeq and is a predicted model, not a curated record. The coding region runs from base 16 to 2076 and encodes 686 amino acids. The transcript has 6 exons. NCBI's taxonomy places the organism in Eukaryota, Viridiplantae, Streptophyta, Magnoliopsida, Poales, Poaceae. Gene Ontology annotation, molecular function: DNA binding; DNA-binding transcription factor activity. Gene Ontology annotation, biological process: cytokinin-activated signaling pathway; phosphorelay signal transduction system.
GUGCUUCCGCGCGGGAUGGCGCCGCCGGAGGAGGCCGGCGGCGCGGACCAGUUCCCGGUCGGGAUGAAGGUGCUGGUGGUGGACGACGACCCGACCUGCCUCGCCGUGCUCAACAGGAUGCUCGUCCAGUGCCGAUACGACGCUACAACUUGUUCUCGGGCCACAGUAGCUUUAUCUAUGCUACGGGAGAACAGGGGUGGUUUUGAUGUUAUAAUUAGUGAUGUUCACAUGCCUGAUAUGGAUGGAUUCAGGUUACUUGAACUUGUAGGCCUUGAGUUGGAUCUUCCAGUUAUUAUGAUGUCUGCUGAUUCAAGUACAAAUGCUGUAAUGAAAGGAAUCAAACAUGGAGCAUGCGAUUAUUUGAUUAAACCUGUCAGGAUGGAGGAGUUAAAAAACAUCUGGCAACAUGUUGUACGGAAAAAAUUCAGUGGAAACAAGGAGCACGAGCAUUCAGGUAGCCUAGAUGAUACAGAUCGGACCAGGCCAACCAACAAUGAUAACGAGUAUGCUUCUUCUGCAAAUGAUGGAGCUGAUGAUAGCUGGAAAUCUCAGAAAAAGAAACGGGAUAAAGAAGACGAUGACAGUGAAUUGGAAAGUGGUGAUCCUUCUAAUAGUUCAAAGAAACCAAGAGUUGUUUGGUCAGUUGAGCUCCAUCAACAGUUUGUAAAUGCAGUCAACCACCUUGGAAUAGACAAAGCUGUUCCUAAGAAAAUUUUGGAGUUGAUGAAUGUCCCUGGUUUAACAAGGGAAAACGUGGCCAGCCAUUUGCAGAAAUUCAGAUUGUAUCUGAAGAGGAUAGCUCAGCAUCAUGCAGGCAUGGCUAAUCCAUAUGGUGUGCCUGCUUCUAGUGCUCAAAUGGCCUCAUUAGGAGGACUUGAUUUCCAAACUUUGGCUGCUUCAGGUCAGAUCCCUCCUCAAGCCCUGGCUGCUUUGCAGGAUGAGCUCCUAGGUCGACCCGCGAACAGCCUGGUGUUGCCUGCAAGGGACCAGUCAUCUUUACGACUUGCUGCAAUCAAAGGAAAUAAGCCCCAUGGAGAAAGAGAAAUAGCAUUUGGUCAGCCCCUGUACAAGUGCCAGAAUAAUUCAUAUGGGGCAUUCCCACAAAGCAGCCCUGCAGCUGGAAGAAUGCCUUCUUUUUCAGGUUGGCCCAAUAAUAAACUUGGCAUGACAGAUCCAACCAGCACACUGGGUAAUGUGAAUAAUUCUCAGAAUAGCAAUAUAGUCUUGCAUGAAUUGCAGCAGCAACCAGAUACCAUGCUGUCAGGAACCCUUCACACUCUAGAUGUCAAACCUUCUGGCAUAGUAAUGCCAUCUCAGUCACUAAACACUUUCGCAGCUAGCGAGGGUCUCUCUCAUAAUCAAAAUCCUUUGAUUAUGCCUUCUCAAUCGUCAGGUUUUCUAACAUCCAUUCCUCCGUCCAUGAAGGCAGACUCUGUUCUCCCAACUUCUCAAUCACCAAACAGUCUGUUAGGUGGAAUUGAUCUGAUUAAUCAAGCUUCAACCAGUCAACCUUUCAUUAGUAGCCAUGGAGGAAAUCUUCCUGGUCUCAUGAACCGUAACUCAAAUGUAAUACCAUCACAAGGAAUGAGUAACUUUCAGACUGGGAAUAAUCUGUAUCUGGUUAAUCAGAAUUCCAUGGGACUGGGCUCUAAACCACAAGGUGUUCUAAAGACUGAGAGCACUGACUCUCUCAGCCAAAGCUAUGGUUAUGGUAGCAACCCUAUGGAUUCCGGCUUGCUGUCUUCUCAGUCAAAAAAUGCACAGUUUGGUUUCCUGCAUAGUCCAAAUGAUGUCACUGGUGGCUGGUCUUCCUUGCAAAAUUUGGAUAACUAUAGGAAUACUGUUGGGCCAAGUCACCCAGUUUCCAGUUCGUCUAGCUUUCAGAGUUCCAAUGGGGCACUUGGAAAAUUGCCUGAUCAAGGACGAGGAAAAAAUCUUGGGUUUGUUGGCAAAGGUACUUGCAUCCCAAACCGCUUUGCAGUGGAUGAAAUUGAAUCUCCAACGAACAGCUUGAGUCACAGCAUUGGAAGCAGUGGAGAUAUCCCUGACAUGUACGGAUUUAGUGGACAGAUGUGAAAGGCUUCUUGAAUUUGUAAGUAGGGUGAUCACCGGAAACAAUUUAGUGGCUUGAUGAAUGGUUGCUUGUCUUUUUCGUUUCAUCUUUCUUCUCUGUAAUUGGUUUAUAAAGGGAAUAAUUUCUGUGACAGCAUGUCGAAUCUUGGUUUAUAGAAAGUUGUUCGGUUUAAAGAACUUUAAA